UAUUUUGAAUGGUAGAUUUUGGAGUCACUGCUUGAGUUGCAGUAGUAGUAGCGACUGCAGCCGAUCUGGAUCCCCUUUUUGGCGGCGCUGCCUCGCGAGUCCGAAUCGGCUCAUCUCCCUUCUCUCCUCGUCUUCCUGAGCCCUCCAGUAUUCUUGGCAGUACCACGUCUCCUCAGGCUCACCCAGGCUUCCUUUCAGGCUGGCAAUCUCACCUGCAAGCCUCAUCUUCUAAUCCAGUUCGGUCAUCUCAAUCUGGCAGCUAGCACGCAGGUCAACAAUGGCGCAGGAUGAUCCAGUUGUUUCUGCUCAGUGGCUGCAUCAGCACUUGGGACUGCCUGAUGUUAAGGUAUUGGAUGCUUCCUGGUACAUGCCAGAAGAGAUUAGGGACCCAUGGCAAGAAUACCAGGUGGCACAUAUCCCUGGCGCGCUGUUCUUCGACAUAGAUGGCAUAGUUGAUCGGACAACUGAUUUACCACACAUGUUGCCAUCGAAAGAGGCUUUUGCAGCAGCAGUUUCUGCACUUGAUAUCAGAAAUCAGGAUAAAGUUAUUGUUUAUGAUGGAAAAGGGUUCUUCAGUGCGCCUCGUGUUUGGUGGAUGUUUAGAGUUUUUGGACACAAUAAAGUUUGGGUGUUAGAUGGAGGUCUACCUCAGUGGCAAGCUUCUGGGUUUGAUCUGGAAAGUGCCAGCCCUGAUGAUGCGGUUCUGAAAUCAAAAGCUGCUAAUAAGGCUGUUGAAACGGUUUAUAAUGGUGAACUGACAAAUACAGUCACAUUCCAGACUGAAUUUCAGCCUCAGUUAUUCUGGACACUAGAAAAGGUCAUGCAUAAUGUUGCUGCUCAGACUUACCAACAAGUAGAUGCCCGAGCAAAGGGCAGGUUUGAUGGUGUAGCGCCAGAACCACGGAAAGGAGUAAGAAGUGGACAUAUACCAGGAAGCAUAUGUGUUCCAUUCCCUGAGAUGUUUGAUGGUGCACCAAGGCUUCUCCCAGCAGAUGAUCUGAGGCAAAAGUUUCAGCAAGCAGGAAUUUCCCUUGAUCACCCCAUUGUUGUAAGCUGCGGGUCUGGAGUAACUGCCUGCAUACUUGCUCUGGGGUUCUAUAGAAUUGGGAAGCAUGAUGUUCCAGUUUAUGAUGGAUCCUGGACAGAAUGGGAAGCACAACCAGAUUCUGAUUACCCAAAAGUUACUGCCCCAGCUUCUUAAAACCACCAACUCUGAAAAGAUGAAUACAGUGCGUGCAUCCUGGAACAUUCAGUUCGGAUUGUCAGCAUGAUGACAUUUCUGUGUGACAAGCUUUGCAUUUAAACAAAGGCGAAGCUUAUAGGGACAAGUUAUGCCCAAUAUAUUCUAUGUUGUACUGUGACCAAUAGAAAUCAAGAGAGUGUGUAAAGCGGGAACAGAAAGUGCACCCUUGCUGAUUCUUGUGACCACAUCGCCAACAUCAAACUUAUGAUUGACGAUGUACUAGCGUUAUUAUUCAAGUAAUACAGACUUGAAAACAAUGUUAACCAUCUGAACUGAUUUUAUUUCAUCAUUGGAAACUGUAUAUUGACCAUAUAGAUUACCAUACUCGAACAUUGUAACCAAAUGAGUUAAGCACU
Messenger RNA from Phragmites australis (common reed), 1599 nucleotides. RefSeq names its product thiosulfate/3-mercaptopyruvate sulfurtransferase 1, mitochondrial-like. NCBI's taxonomy places the organism in Eukaryota, Viridiplantae, Streptophyta, Magnoliopsida, Poales, Poaceae. The coding region runs from base 278 to 1201 and encodes 307 amino acids. Gene Ontology annotation, molecular function: thiosulfate-cyanide sulfurtransferase activity. Gene Ontology annotation, biological process: transsulfuration. The record is from RefSeq and is a predicted model, not a curated record. Gene Ontology annotation, cellular component: mitochondrion. The transcript has 12 exons.